This is a messenger RNA of Selaginella moellendorffii, 1821 nucleotides long. Its product is annotated as UDP-glycosyltransferase 85A1. The transcript is spliced from 3 exons. The record is from RefSeq and is a predicted model, not a curated record. NCBI's taxonomy places the organism in Eukaryota, Viridiplantae, Streptophyta, Lycopodiopsida, Selaginellales, Selaginellaceae. Gene Ontology annotation, molecular function: UDP-glycosyltransferase activity. Bases 160 to 1650 code for a protein of 496 amino acids.
AUGCUUUCGAGAAUAUGGGAUUCUUAAGCAUAAGCUUUCUGAGGAUAUUCUAAGAUGCUUUGCUAGGAGAUAUUCUUAAGCAUAUGCUUUCCGAGAAUAUGUAAGAUUCUUAUAUUGAUCUCGGUUUAGGGCUCACAGGGGAGCAAAGAUCGAGACAAAAUGCGGCCGACACCGAUCGAUGAUCUGCGGGACAUGGACGGGAAUGGAGGCGGCGAUCGGCCGCAUGCGGUGGUAUUCCCGUUUCCAUCGCUGGGCCACAUCAUCCCGAUGAUGCAUCUCUCCUGCCGGUUGGAAGCGCUGGGGUUUCUCAUCACUUUCGUCAACACGGAGCACAACCAUCUCCGGAUCCUUCACGCAUGGAGGGCGAGACGAAUCCCGCUGCCGCAGGAGCACGAAGUUCACAUCAAUAUGGUGGGGCUGCCCGACGCCAACAUGCCUUCUCUCGAGACUAUCAACGUGUUUGAGGCGAUCAUGUCCACAGACAGGCUCCGCGGCGCUUUCGAGAGAUUGAUCGGCAAGCUGGUGGAGAGCCAGGGCUGUCCUCCAGUUUGUAUCAUCGCGGAUGGAUUUCUUUCGUGGACUCAAGACAUUGCUCAGGACUUUAGUCUCCAGUGGGCCGUUUUCUGGGCAUCGUCCACAGCAACGAGCUUGAUCUCUACGCACAUUCCAGACUUGAUGGAAAGAGGCCUCGCACCUUUGAAAGCUGAAAACGAGCAUAGCUACAUUUCGUUCAUAGACGGUAUGCCAACGAUAUCUUCCAGUGAUCUCCCGACUUCCAUCGCCAGGCAGGAUCGGUAUGAUCCUGGUUUUAGGCAUAGAAUCGAGAGGAUACAACGUGUGAAGCGAGCUGACUGGAUCUUUGCUAAUACUUUCAUGGCUCUGGAGCACAACGAGCUCCGGGCCAUGCAAGGGCGGGUCCAGAACAAGCUCCUCCCAGUUGGUCCGGUUCUCUCGCUUGGGUUCUUAGAAAUCAGUGACGGAACGGCAGAUAUCGAGAUCACCAUCGAUGAUUCUGUGGAAGACGACAGGUGUAUAGACUGGCUAGACAGACAAGGAGCUCUUUCGGUGGUGUAUGUCUCUUUUGGCAGCAUCGCUCAUCUCUCUGGACGGCAGCUGGAACAGGUCGCUCAAGGAUUGAAGGCUUGCUCUUACCCGUUUCUGUGGGUGAUACGGAACGAGCUGGUCCAGACUAUGUCAGCUGACGUUCGAAACGCUUUCACGGAGAAAGUUAGAGGCCGCAGUCUCGUGAUUCCAUCAGCUCCGGCUCGCGUGCUCAAACAUCCUUCAUUGGGAGCUUUCGUGACGCACUGCGGAUGGAAUUCUACGCUGGAAGGCAUCAGCGUGGGGCUUCCAAUGCUGUGCUGGCCGUGCUUCGCUGACCAGAUGCUAAACUGCCGCUACAUCGUCAAGGAGUGGAGAAUAGGAAUCGAGUUUGCGAAGGCAGCAACUGGUUUGGUGGACAAGUCAGAAGUUGAAAGGGUGGUGAGGGCGGUGUUAGAGGGAGACCAAGGUCGGCAGAUCAGGCGAAGGAUUCGCUCCUUGAGAGACGCCGCAAGAACUGCAUUGAUGGCCGGGGGACUUUCACGAAAAAGUUUGGAAGAGUUCGCAGAGGCUAUGAAGUCUGAGAUGCGAUCCAGCUUUUUUUUCUAGCCUGUCUACUGGCAUGGCGGUAUGGGGGGCUGACAACCAUGUUACUUCGACUUAACUAUACCAAUCGUUUUGAGAUCAAGUCAACAAAGGCGGACAAGUUCCUAUCGGAUGACCCACCUUCUGUCACGGUACUUCUAAUCUCAUUUCUAAGUUCUAUGGCUCUUUUCCUGA